Messenger RNA from Wasmannia auropunctata (little fire ant), 2035 nucleotides. RefSeq names its product tetratricopeptide repeat protein 8 (gene BBS8). Gene Ontology annotation, cellular component: ciliary basal body; non-motile cilium; BBSome. The record is from RefSeq and is a predicted model, not a curated record. NCBI's taxonomy places the organism in Eukaryota, Metazoa, Arthropoda, Insecta, Hymenoptera, Formicidae. Gene Ontology annotation, molecular function: protein binding. The transcript has 8 exons. The coding region runs from base 64 to 1554 and encodes 496 amino acids. Gene Ontology annotation, biological process: non-motile cilium assembly.
AGUAAUCGGAUCAAUGCCACGGGACUGAUAUUCCAUUUCGAGGAAAUUCAAACUUUGUCGAACAUGGAAUUAUUUAAAGCUUUGAGCUUAUUCAGCCGGCAAAAAUACGAAGAGUGCGCCGCGAUAUGCACGGAUUUGUUGAGGAAAAAUCCGCUGGAUCAGGCCGUGUGGGUCCUGAAAAUGCGCGCCUUAACGCUGCAAGUUUACGUGGACGACAUCGAGGGUGAGGAGGAGGGAAUCGCGGAGACCCUGUUAGACAAUUACGCGAUAUCGACGAUGCCCAGGCCGGGUACUUCCUUGAAAAAUCCUGGCACCAGUUACACUGGUCAGGGAGUGCGACCUAAGUCACAGUCCGGCAGGCCCGUUACCGGGGUAGUACGACCUGCCACUCAGGCAGCGAUGUCCCAAUCGAUUGAGCAGGCGUUGAGAACACCGAGAACAGCGAUGACUGCCAGGCCGAUUACAGCAAGCUCAGGCCGCAGCGUUAGGCUUGGCACGGCGUCGAUGUUGACGGAGCCCGGUGGGCCUUUCAUCCAACUGUCGCGAUUGAACAUAACUAAAUACGCUAAUCAGCAAAGCAUAGCGAAACCGUUGUUCGAAUAUAUAUAUUAUCACGAACACGAUGCGAGAUACGCGCUGGACUUGGCCGUCCAGGCGACGCAGGUCUGUCAGUACAAAGACUGGUGGUGGAAAGUUCAGCUGGGCAAGUGUUAUUACACCUUGGGCCUGGUGAGAGACGCGGAGCAGCAGUUCAAGUCGGCGUUGAAGGAUCACAGGAGCGUCGAGACGGUCUUGCGGCUGAUCAGGGUCUACAUCAGGCUCGAUCAGCCGGUGGCCGCGCUGGACACGUGCAAGAGGGGCCUCGAGUUCUUCGCGAACGACGUCACGAUCCUCACGGAGAUGGGCCGUAUAUUCGAGGGUCUGAACAACGCGACGAUGUCCAUGAAGUAUUACAAGAUAAUUGCGCAGGAGGACGCUUCGCACACCGAGGCGAUCGCCAGUAUAGGCAUGCAUCAUUUUUACAACGAUCAACCGGAGCUAGCCUUGCGUUAUUACAGGCGUCUCUUGCAGAUGGGCGUGCAUAACGCCGAGUUGUUCAACAAUCUCGGGCUCUGUUGCUUCUACGCUCAGCAAUACGAUCACACUAUAUCGUGCUUCGAGAGAGCAUUGAGCCUCGGAACCGACGAGAACGUGGCUGACGUGUGGUACAACAUCUCUCAUAUUGCUAUCACGCUGGGCGAUCUCAUAAUGGCCGAGGAGUGUUUGAGGCUAGCCAUCGCGAGCGAUACUAGGCACGCUCUCGCCUACAACAAUCUCGGCGUGUUAGAGAUGCGCAACGGGAACGUCACCGCGGGGAGAACGUAUUUCCACGCGGCGGCUAACAUCGCCAGUUACGUGUACGAGGCGCACUUCAACAGCGCGCACUUAGCUUACGAGGUUGGGGACCUGCAGACGAGCUAUAUCGCGGUGCAAAAGUCAUUGAACGCAUAUCCCGCACAUCACGACAGUAAGACUCUUUUGCGGAAGCUGCAGCGAUACUUCUCACAUACGUGAAAUAAACAACUCGAGAAUUUCUUACAUUCCAUAGUAUUGUUUGAUUUCUAUAUUAUUUUAUUUGUAACAUAUAGUUUAAACGUAAUUCUAUGUACAUAAUAUACAAAAAGGUACAAAUCAUACUUCAGAUUUCUGCACCGUUUAAAAAUUUAACGUUACAAUUAAUAAAAUCGGAAUCUGGUAAAAAAAAAGUAACGAUCGUUAAAAAAUUUAUGGAAGAGAUAUCCGGACGCAGCAGUCUAGAAUCAACGACAAGCAAUUAUCGCUCGUAUUAUUUCGUUUCUCUUUUUUUCUUAUCUCAAGUCUGUACAAAUAUAUACCAAUUUGACAAUUUUCUCAUUCGUGGAGAGAGAAUAUAUUUUUGUAUCGGCAAUAAAUCUGUCUCAAUUGUAGCGUGUAUUUAGCGAGAUUAAAUAUAAUUACAAGUCUGAUAAUUGACGUAUCGAAUGACAAUCUAAGAUAAUAAAUACUUGCCUACUUA